GCCGCAUAUGUCGUCCGGAACCGCCGUCUCGCCGCAGCCGCGGUCCUCCAGCCCACCAACCGCCGCCGUCUCCGCCCAUUCCCGCACCGCUCCCGCCGCCGACGAGCCGGAAGCUCCAGACCCGGCCCAACCCCCGCCGCACCAUGCCUCGCAGUCCCCACCCCCCUCCGUGUCCGACGAGGCGGAGGCGCCGGCCCAUCCCCAACCCCUGCCGCGCCACCCUUUGCCGUCCUCCUCCUCCUCCUCCCCAUCCACCGCGGCCGACGAGACGCAAGGACCGGUCCAGCCCCCGCCCCAGACCCAGAUGCACCGGCCUUCGUCGCCGUCCCCUUCCACCGCGGAGCCGCAAACCCCUGUCCUGCCCCAACCGAACCAUUCGUCGCCGCCUCUCUCGGGGGACGACGACGACGAUGACGUGGUCAUCACCGGGGCGGUCGGCGGGGCUUCGACCGCGGCGGAUGAGCGGGUGAAGGGGCCGUGGUCGCCGGAGGAGGACGCGAUGCUGACCAAUCUGGUGAUGAGGGACGGGGCGCGGAACUGGACGACGAUUGCGCGCGGAAUCCCCGGGCGCUCCGGCAAGUCUUGCCGCCUCCGCUGGUGCAACCAGCUCGAUCCUCAAGUCAAGCGCAAGCCCUUCACUGAGGAGGAGGACCAAAUGAUAAUAUCUGCUCAUGCAAUUCAUGGGAACAAAUGGGCAUCUAUUGCAAAACUUUUGGUUGGGAGAACCGACAAUGCAAUCAAGAACCACUGGAAUUCUACUCUGAGGCGUCGCUACUGCACUGGUACCCGAUGCACACGAAGUGCUUCUGCGGAGCAACCUAUUAGAGAGAUGUCCAGGGCAGCUUCAGAAGAACGGUGGCCAUUGUCGGGUCCUAGUUCCUUCAGCGUUAUGGAAGUAAAGGAAGCUCCUGUGCAAACAGUAUCUGAAAGCUCUGCUAGGGCGUUGCAAAUCAGAGAUAUUAACAAUUUUAGCAGUGAAGCUGUUGAACGAUCCUACCCGGUGCGACCAGUGGCUACGGUUGGUGCUUUCAGACCAUACAGUCUAGGAUCUGCUCAACCGAUGCAAAUGGAAAUGUCGAGCUCUACCAAGUUUCCAACCCUUCAGCCUUUCACUCCUGAAAUUGCGGUCUCCAAGUUUGCUGAUACUACAUGCUUUGCUACUGAUGUGCCAAACAAAUGUGGCCAUGGUUGCUGCAGCACUGAAGAGCGACCUCGUAACAACUCAUUGUUGGGACCUGAGUUUAAAGAGUUUAUAGACCAUCCUCCAAUUUUGAGCAGUAGUUUUGCUUCGUUGGUGUCUGAAAUCAGCAGCAUUGCCUGGAUGAACAGUGGUAUGCAAAGCAGUAACUCUGGCAAUUUAGUGCAGUCUAAUCCUCCAGCCUGACAAAUUAGGAAUCCUGUGAGUUGGAAUACUGAAAAUUGGAGUUGUUACUUUUGGAUAUGAUGAAGUCAACCAUGAUUAUAAUCUUCCUGAGAUGUGUGCUCCGUAAAUUGCAAGGCAUGUCUCCCUUCCAGCUUUUAGUAUAUGUUUUCAUACUUCUUACAGGUCCUUACAUCGCUCAUUUAUACUGCAUCACACAUGUAGGUAUGAAUGUGACUGUUGCGUUAUAAGGAAACCCUAAAACUAAUUGCAUUCCAUGUAUUAUGUCAUGCUGCCAAUUAUACGUCAGCGCCAAAUAAUGAGACUCCCCAUUUCCUUUUU
Messenger RNA from Hordeum vulgare subsp. vulgare (domesticated barley), 1702 nucleotides. Its product is annotated as transcription factor MYB1-like. Gene Ontology annotation, molecular function: DNA-binding transcription factor activity, RNA polymerase II-specific; RNA polymerase II cis-regulatory region sequence-specific DNA binding. Gene Ontology annotation, biological process: regulation of DNA-templated transcription. Gene Ontology annotation, cellular component: nucleus. Lineage: Eukaryota; Viridiplantae; Streptophyta; Magnoliopsida; Poales; Poaceae. The coding region runs from base 8 to 1384 and encodes 458 amino acids. The transcript has 2 exons. The record is from RefSeq and is a predicted model, not a curated record.